UAAAUCCAUUAAGUAAAAGUGUGAAUACUUUUUAAAUAUUCAUUGAGUUCACGUAAUAAAAAAGCAUAUCCCUAAAAUUUGAAGUUCAUGUUUCUAAUUUCUAUUUUAUAUUAAAGUUGUUAUGAUAAUACAGUUUAAAGAGGAAGGAUGAGAUCUCCGACCCAUAAAAAUGUAUUCAAUCGUAGUUUAUAUAAGAAAUUUCAUGCUUAUAAGUCUAUUUAAUAACUUAUAUCUCACUUGAAGACAUAUAGAAAACUAACAAAUCAAAUUUAACAUUGUUAAAAUGUUUUUAAACUUGUGGCUAAUAUUUUCAGUUUUUUAUGUUUUCUUAAAUAAAAAUAUUUUCCUGAAAGCUGAAAACAGUGGUGAGAUUUGUUCAGAACCCAUGAAAACUGGUGUUUGCAAAGCUGCAUUUUAUCGUUAUGCUUACGAUAAAACUGAAGACCGUUGUAUUCAAUUUAUUUAUGGUGGUUGUCAAGGCAAUGGAAACAAUUUUGAUACAUUAAAUGAAUGCUUAAAAGCUUGUAAACCAACUUGUCUACAGUCAUUACAAACGGGUAAAUGUAGAGGGUCUAUUCCACGUUUUGGAUUUAGUUCAGAAGAAAAUAAAUGUGUGCAAUUUAUUUACGGUGGUUGCGAUGCAAAUGAAAAUAAUUUUCCAACUUUGAAAGAAUGCCAGAGUCAAUGUGAAGAAUAAUUUUUUUCAGUUGAAGAUAAAGCACCUAAAAUAGUACUUGACAAUUGAGAUUCAUGAAGGAACAUAUACGAGGCCCAUGUUUGCUCCCAAUUUUAAUUAGAUUUUUUUUGUAUAAAAUUGGAAUGUGUAGCUAAAGAAUCUUGGUUAUAUAUAAUAUUAAAUAAAAUAAUUAUUUUAUCAUGUUAUGUUAAUUAAUAUAAAUGUUCUUUUAUUACAAUAAAAAAUAGAUAAUAAUAA
Molecule: messenger RNA, 934 nt
Organism: Leptopilina boulardi
Lineage: Eukaryota; Metazoa; Arthropoda; Insecta; Hymenoptera; Figitidae
Product: actinia tenebrosa protease inhibitors-like
Exons: 4
Coding region: 284-697 (137 amino acids)
Molecular function (GO): serine-type endopeptidase inhibitor activity
Source: RefSeq, a predicted model, not a curated record